Aspergillus aculeatus ATCC 16872 is the source of this 606-nucleotide messenger RNA. RefSeq lists its product as uncharacterized. Lineage: Eukaryota; Fungi; Ascomycota; Eurotiomycetes; Eurotiales; Aspergillaceae. Bases 31 to 606 code for a protein of 191 amino acids. The record is from RefSeq and is a predicted model, not a curated record. The transcript has 4 exons.
GUCGCUUCAACGCUAGUAACCCAAACCAGGAUGCCCAAAGCCCGAUUUAAACUCCGCCCAAAGACACACACAAAAGAGGAGAAGAGGACGGAGGGGUUAGAAGAAGACAGCUCGGAUGAAGAACAGCCAUCCGCCUUUGAAACUCCCGAGGAGACACCCGGGCCGAGCGAGAUUCUUAAGCAGAUUCGUCGGACUGUUCAUCGAAAAGCCUUCAAAGCAGACUUCAGCCAUGCGUCAUUCGAAGCCCGAGUUGAUGGGUAUCUCGAAGAUGGACCCACAGGGAAAGUUCGUACCCUCAUUGAAGUGAAGCCAGUGCAUAGAAGACUAAAGAGGGCAUUGAUCAACAUGCAGGAAGCCGCGCAGAUGGUAGCUUGGGCCAAAUCGGAUACAGAUCUAGACCUUAUCUUAAUAGAAUUUGCCGAUUAUGUUGACUAUCUGAACAACAAGCCCGGCCGAAGUACGGGCCCCCAUUUCCUUACAAUGCAUGAGUACGGCCCAUGGAAUAUAACAUCAUCCGUCCAGAUGAAUGAACUGGGCGCGAUUCUGCUUGCGAUUGCUUUGCAGCCAGAUUCCGACUUGCGUGAGGAGGAGCGCCGACAAAAUUAG